CAGGACUGUGGUGGCUCCUUGGGUUUCCUUAGCUCCUUGUGAAUUCUAAGUCAACUUUCCCAUUUCUGAAAGCAAGAAAGUGGCGGGAAUUUGCCCAUAACCAAGGUGUAGACUAAGAAGUGGAGCCAUGCUUCACACGGCCAUACCAUGCUGGCAGCCGUUCCUGGGUCUGGCUAUGGUGUUCCUCCUCGUGGGAUCCACCAUCGGCUGUCCUGCUCGCUGUGAAUGCUCCGCCCAGAACAAAUCUGUUAGCUGCCACAGACGACGUUUGAUGGCCAUCCCAGAAGGCAUUCCCAUUGAGACCAAAAUCUUGGACCUCAGCAAAAAUAGAUUAAAAAGCGUAAACCCUGAAGAAUUCAUAUCAUAUCCUCUCUUGGAGGAGAUUGACUUGAGUGACAACAUCAUCGCCAAUGUGGAGCCCGGGGCUUUUAACAACCUCUUUAACCUACGAUCCCUCCGCCUGAAAGGCAAUCGCCUUAAGUUGGUACCGUUGGGAGUAUUCACAGGACUGUCCAACCUCACCAAACUUGACAUUAGUGAGAAUAAGAUUGUUAUUUUGCUGGACUACAUGUUCCAGGAUCUACAUAACCUGAAGACUCUAGAAGUGGGGGACAAUGAUUUGGUUUAUAUAUCACACAGGGCCUUUAGCGGACUACUUAGCUUGGAGCAGCUCACCCUGGAGAAGUGCAACUUAACAGCAGUACCAACAGAAGCCCUUUCCCACCUCCGCAGCCUCAUCACCUUGCAUCUGAAGCAUCUUAAUAUCAACAAUAUGCCUGUGUAUGCCUUUAAAAGAUUGUUCCACCUGAAACACCUAGAGAUCGACUAUUGGCCUUUGCUGGAUAUGAUGCCGGCCAAUAGCCUCUAUGGUCUCAACCUCACCACCCUCUCCAUCACUAACACCAACCUGUCCACUGUCCCCUUCCUCGCCUUUAAACACCUGGUAUACCUGACCCACCUUAACCUCUCCUACAAUCCCAUCAGCACUAUCGAAGCAGGCAUGUUCUCUGACCUGAUCCGCCUACAGGAGCUUCAUAUAGUGGGAGCCCAACUGCGCACCAUUGAGCCUCACUCCUUCCAAGGGCUCCGCUUCCUCCGUGUGCUCAAUGUAUCUCAGAACCUGCUGGAAACAUUGGAAGAGAAUGUCUUCUCCUCCCCUAGGGCUUUGGAGGUCCUGAGCAUUAACAACAACCCACUAGCCUGCGACUGUCGACUCCUCUGGCUCCUACAGCGACAACCGACCCUACAGUUUGGGGGCCAGCAGCCCAUGUGUGCCGGGCCAGACACCAUCCGUGAAAGGUCAUUUAAGGAUUUCCAUAGCACUGCUCUUUCUUUUUAUUUUACCUGCAAAAAGCCCAAAAUCCGUGAAAAGAAGGUACAGCAUCUCCUAGUGGAUGAAGGACAGACGGUCCAGCUGGAGUGUAAUGCUGAUGGAGACCCACAGCCCAUGAUUUCCUGGGUGACACCCCGAAGGCGUUUCAUCACCGCCAAAUCCAACGGAAGGGCCACUGUGUUGGGUGAUGGCACCCUGGAAAUCCGUUUUGCCCAGGAUCAAGACAGUGGGUUGUAUGUUUGCAUUGCUAGCAACGCUGCUGGGAACGACACCUUCACAGCCUCCCUCACUGUGAAGGGAUUCACUUCAGACCGCUUCCUUUACGCAAACAGGACCCCUAUGUACAUGACCGACUCCAAUGACACCGUUUCCAACGGCACUAAUGCCAAUACUUUUUCCCUGGACCUUAAAACAAUACUGGUAUCUACAGCCAUGGGCUGUUUCACAUUCCUGGGAGUGGUUUUAUUUUGUUUUCUCCUCCUUUUUGUGUGGAGCCGAGGAAAAGGCAAGCACAAAAACAGCAUUGACCUCGAGUAUGUGCCCCGAAAAAACAAUGGUGCUGUUGUGGAAGGGGAGGUGGCUGGACCCAGGAGGUUCAACAUGAAAAUGAUAUAAGGGCCCACCACACACCCUAUUGUCUUGUGUCACUGUUGGUAAUGAGUAAGACGUCUGACGUAGUGAACCACAAGGUUAUCAGGCAGCUUCAUGCAGCUGCCCCUUUAUGAAAGCAGGGUUCAUGGAAGCAGGAAGACUCCUUACGGAUACUGGCCGGUUAGAGGCAGGCAGGCAUGUGUCCCAGCCCUGCACACAAUGGGAUACUAAUUGUUUGCAUUGCAAAUAUUGGCAUUCUGGGGAUCUCAGUAACGAACCUGAACCUUUGGCUCAUGCUGAUGGACAACAAUCCAACAUUUUCUACCACUGCAAAAACAAAAGAGAAAAAUAAAAGAGAACAACCUACAGUGUAGGAUUUACAUAUUAAAAAGACACAUUUGUCUAAAAACAUACUCUACAGUAAAAUUUGUAUUUAUUAUUAUCAUUUGUUAAAACCUUGCAUCAUACAAUACUAUUGGUUCAGUACCAAAAAGAGAUCAAUAUAUUCUUUUUUUGAAACAUAUAUGCUGUAUAUGUUUUAAAGCAAUAUGAAUGAGAGGUUGUGCUUUUAGUUACUCACCAGUAUAGAUCCAAGUGUGAUUUCACCUUCCUUUUACCCACCGAUAAACCUGAGGCUAGAUCCCUGGAGUAACAGGCAGAGAUGUGUUGAGAUGUGUAUGCCUGAUGUAGGAUGCCAAGAAACAGGACCCAAGUCAAAACUGCUCAACUCUGUUAACUUCUGUUACUAUAAAUAAAGGCAUGUGCCUAGUUUUGAUACAGAAUGGAAUAUUUUUUUAUACAUACACUACCAACCUGGACCAGUUUACUGUAACAGAAGCCUUUGGGUUUCUCCAGAAGGUGGUAUAUCGCUAGAUGUACCUGUAAAAUGCAAGGUAGGUGUCAUUCAUAAAAGUAAUUCACUUAGUGAGCCCUUAGUUUUACUUUCAUCGGUCACUGUUCAUGGGUUAAUGACAAAUGAAAAAAGAAGUACUGAUUAUAUUUAAUUAUUUGGCAAUAUUCAUCAGUAGUUGCUAUCAAUAAUUCUGUGGUCCAAAAGCUCUCCAUAUAAGGAGUUUUCAGAAGUCAACAAAAAGCAGGGUGAUCCAAGCACAUCAUGACAGCAUGCAACCAAUGAUCUUUUUCAAAUGUGACAGUUACCUGCCAGAUUGCUGCAAGUUAAAGCAGCACACAGCACAUGACACUUCCAAUUUCUCGAUUUAAGCACUAUAUACAUAGUAUGACCACAAUUAGGUAACUUCAGGAUGUUUCCCUGCUUCCUAACCAAGACUUUUCAUUUCAUGUUGAAAACUAUGUUGCGUAGAUAAGAGAUAUCUGUUUUAUGUAAAGCAGUGAAAGAAAAACCGGUGCAAAUUUAAAAAACCAAGUUUAUGUUCCUUCACCAGGGAAAAGCUAAGCUUAUGAUUCUUCAAAUAUGUAAUGCUGUGUUGAUUCUUUCACUUUCUUGACCUGAGCAUAUUUGUCCAAUUCUGUUGGUCUUAAUUUUACCAAUCAAAAAAAAAAUAGUAAUUAUUAUCAUCAAUGACCUGGUUUAAGGAGGCAUAAUUCCAUUGGCUGAGUUCUGGAUAACUUUCAAAGCAUAUAUUCAUACGCUCUGAAAAAGUGUUGGAUGCAGAUUGCAUUCCAAAAAUGAUAGCAUUUAAUCAGCAUGCACCAAGUUCCUACAUUGUUCAUGUUUUGAGAGGAUGUGGAGCGAGAUCCCUUGGGGUACUUUGUAAGAUAUGUGGAAGGAAAUGCUGUGGGCCUGACUCUCAAAGGACUAACUUCUUUAAGGGUUUGAAAAUAUGAAGAACUUUAAAAGCUGAAAAAAAUGGAAAAGAACUAUCAAAUUGCCCUCAGUUUCUAAAAGGCUCACAAGUUGUUUUGCGAACUAGGCUGGUAUUACAUAUAAACUCAUUCCUCUUUUUCCAGGGGUAGGAACUAAGAUUUCUCUUUUUUUAAAGAUUGAAGAAUCGCCUGCUUGAGUUACAUUUCAUUUAGCA
Myodes glareolus (Bank vole) is the source of this 3924-nucleotide messenger RNA. It is a transcript of the gene Lingo2, whose product is annotated as leucine rich repeat and Ig domain containing 2. The record is from RefSeq and is a predicted model, not a curated record. NCBI's taxonomy places the organism in Eukaryota, Metazoa, Chordata, Mammalia, Rodentia, Cricetidae. Gene Ontology annotation, molecular function: protein binding. Gene Ontology annotation, cellular component: plasma membrane.